GUGAUAUAGUAAAAAUAGUUUUUAUUUUAUAAGUUGACGAAUCAAGCAAAAAUUAUUCAUACUUCGUAUGAAUACAAAGCGCAACAACAACAAAAAGAGAAAAUCAUAUUGUCUGUUGGCAAUUGCAUUCCAUGCAAAAAUACACAAACGUGAAAGGCGCAAUAAAUAAUAAAAAUAAAUUAUUACACAUAAACAAAAAAUAGACUAGAAACGCAGGUCUACGUACGACAUUGUAUUCAGUGGCUAUUACACUGCAUGUGGAGUCCAACGCUGCUGCUGCUGAUUUUGUUGUAGUUGUUGGAGUUAUCAAUGUAGUUUGGUUUGCAUGAGCAUCAGUUAACCAAAAUAUGUUUAAUUUUAUGAAAAAAGGCGUGUCUGUCGGUAGCGGGAGCGCCAGUGAUCGUGAUAAGGCCGAGCGCGAGGAGAAGGAAAAACGUAAACGUGAGAAAAAACUACGCAAAGAGGCUAAAAAUGCUGCGGGGGGUAGCAUGAGUACAGAGGAGCUAUUACGUUUAGAUGAGGUGCGUCGAUCCCUAAAAAUUCGUGGACGUCGCAAAGAGAAGGAAAAGUUACCAAGCGGUAUAACUGCAGAUUAUACUGCAGACUUUUUUGCUGCUUUAAAUGCGGACACAUCUGGUGCUGGCAAUGGUAGCGGAACUGAUUAUGAAUUAGAUCGUGGUAAUGAAGAAAUUGUGGCAUCUGUGAUGACAACUAUUGAAAGCCGACAAAACGGUGCAAAUUCUGGUGGCUUAGCACAUUCCAUGUCAGGUGGCAAUUCAAAGUAUCGGAUUUUGCCGCCUGUUCCUCCUAAACCGCCUAAACGUGGCAUAUUAAAGGGUUCGCGUAGUAAUAUAACAAAUAUACAUGAAGAAAUAACAGUCGCAUCGCCCGAGGCCCAAAUGUUGGUAAUGCGAAAUACUAUGCAAAAUGAGCAACUAUUUAUAGGUGGUGGUAUAUAUAAUGCUGGUAGAGCUGGUUCUAUUGGUUCUGCUUCAAGUCAACAGGGUGCUACUUCCUUCACAUCUGUCGAAAGUUUACGUAGUGAUGAAGGUAUUCCACAGCGUGCUAUGACAUUGCCUGCGAGUGCACGAUAUAUAAAUCAAAUGCAAUCACCACAUGGAAAUUUACAUGUUCUAACAUCACCUUCACCAAGCGCUGAUAGUCUUACAGAUACCACAAAUUCUUCAUUUGCCACACCGCCAUUUUCAUUAAGUCCGAUCGGUGAAUCACAGGGUAUUGACCGCUGGUCGCGUGUGCAUAAUUUUGAAGAUGUAGAUUUACCACUGCCAGCCAUUAAAUUGGUACAACUACCACAAGCACGUGAAUUGGUUAUAAGACGACAAAAAUCACCAAGACAAGAUUUUGGUUUUAGUCUGCGUAAAGCUAUAUGCUUGGAUCGUUCUGAGUCGCUAACAUCACCUGUCUUUAAACCAGUUAUUUUUGCUGAACCUGGUGCGGGUGGUGGCGCAACCGGCUUGCUACCAGGUGAUCGUUUACUUAAAGUGAAUGGCACUUCAGUUGCCGACUUAUCACGUGAGAUUAUUAUUGAAAUGAUUAGAAAUAGUGGUGAUUCAGUUACAGUAGAGGUGCAACCUGUUUCUGAAUUGGUCGAAUUAAGUCGUCGUUGUAUGCCACCAACCGAUAAUAAAGAUGAUGAAGUAGAUCAAGCUGUUGUAGCGGACAAUUGUAAUACUUUAAAACGAAGUGCGAGUAAACGAUUUAAACAACAUUCUCGGAGUGUUAAUCAGCAAAGCGAACUAAACAAUUCUAAUGAGAAUGCCGACUCCGCUAUGACGAAUGGAAAUGGGGAACAUGUUUGGCUGGUACAUCGAGGUGGUUUCUGUGCAGCUUUACGUUUACCACAAACUAAAGCCCACAUGGAAAAUCAUAAGGUGAUUGUGCAAUUGUUGCACAACGGCGAGGAAAUGACCGUCGAUGAGGAUGAUAUCGAAAAGCAGAAUUUAGCCACAUUAGACCUGAUUGAAGACAUAUGCGAAUUGAAACAUUUAAAUGAGGCGUCUGUUUUACACUGUCUUCGUCAGCGUUUCGCUAGCAAUCUAAUACAUACAAAAGCUGGGCCAACAUUAAUGGUGGUUAAUCCAAUGGCACCAUUAUCGCUCUACUCGGAAAAGGUUGUUUCAAUGUUUCGCGGUUGUAAAACUGAGGAUAUGCCUCCGCAUAUCUACUCUUUGGCGCAAACGGCCUACAGAAGCAUGUUGGAGACACGUCGUGAUCAAAGUCUUAUAUUUAUGGGACGUUCUGGUUCGGGCAAGACGACAAGUUUUAAACACGCUCUCUACUAUUUGGCGUUGGCAGCUGGUUCCUAUAACAACUUUUUAAAUGCGGAGAAAGUGAAUGCAAUUAAUGUUGUAAUCGAAGCAUUUGGCAAUACUAAAACAGUGUUGAACUCAAAUGCGACACGUUUAACACAACUUUUAAGCCUAGACUUUGAUCAAACAGGCCAAAUUGCUUCCGCUUCAGUACAGAUUUUAUUACCAGAACGACAACGGGCUGGACGACGUUUACCCAAUGAACAUAGUUUUCAUAUAAUGACUCGUUUACUAGCUGGUGCUGAAGGUUUGUUACAAAAGGAACUACAUUUAGAUAAUAUAUCUUCUGAAGACAAUCAUCCAUUUGUGUCGUUAUCACAAAAACUUGACGAGCGACACCGUGCAGCAGCUGAAUUUAUGCGAACAGGCCAAGCUUUUGAGACGCUAAAUAUUGAUUCUAAGGCAGUACGAGGUGUUUGGAGUAUAUUGGCAGCUAUAUACCAUUUGGGACUGGCAGGGGUGACGAAACUUGGUACAGGUACUAAUGCUCGCACCCAAUUUGCAAAUCCCUCAGCAGCACGUAGAGCUGCAGGUUUAUUGGGUGUAUCAAUGGAAGAUUUAACAUCGGCAGCUUUUAAUUUAAACAAUACUACAAGUAGUAAUACUAGUCCUUCAAAAUCUCCUACAGACAACAAUGAACAAGCUUGGGAAUGUCUUGAGAGUUUAGCUAUUGGUCUCUAUUCAGAAGCACUAGCAGCUGUAAUUGCGCUUGUUAACAAAGCUAUAUGUACCUCAGCGCAUACAAUUGCUUCCAUAAUGUUAGUUGAUACACCAGGUUUUCAAAACCCAGCAAGUUGUGGUUUACAGUCAGGUGCGACAUUAUCUGAUUUACGUCACAAUUAUUUACAAGAACGUCUGCAAUUACUCUUUCAUCAUACAACAUUGGUAGCGCCUAGAGAUCGCUAUGCACAAGAACUUGUUGAAAUAGAUACAGAAGGAAUGCCAGAAUCAAAUCCUGGUCCACUAGUAUCACUUAUUGAUAAAGCGCCGCAGAACCAUGUUGUGCGCUCAUCACAACGUGAUUUACGGGAACAUGAUAGACGCGGUUUAUUAUGGUUACUCGAUGAAGAGUCUAUGUAUCCUAAUUCCAACGAUGACACAUUCCUCGAACGUCUUUUUUCCCAUUAUGGCGAUCGCGAACACCAAUGUAUUUUACGUAAAUGUACAGGACCAAAACAAUUUGUAUUGCAACAUUUGCAGGGUACCAAUCCUGUAUUAUAUACAGUUAAUGGCUGGGUACGUAAUAGUCGUGAACAUCCAUCGAUUCGUAAUGCUGUAUCAUUGUUGCAAGAUAGCUCAAGAGAAGAAAUUAGUCGUCUUUAUAUUGGUUCAUUGACUCGCGGUGCUGGUGGUACGGUAUUUUGUGGUUCAUUUGCAGGACUUGAAGGUACUCAAUCACUGAGACGUGUAUCAAGUAUACGACGUUCAUUUACUUCGGCUGGUGUCAAACGUAAUUCCAUUAUGUUACAAGUUAAAUUUACGGUGGAUGGCAUUAUUGAUACUUUGAGACGUACCGGUACACACUUUGUGCACUGCUAUCUAUUGCAACACAAUGCAGGGCAACACAAUAGCUAUUCAGUUAGUGGUUCACCUAAUACUACGGUACAACAAAUGAAUUGUGAAGAAAUAGUAAAUAUACCGUUAGUGCGAAGCCAGGUACGUGGUUCUCAAAUACUUGAAGCAGCACGUCUUCAUCGCUUAGGUUUUCCUGAAUCAGUUCCUUUAGCAGAAUUUGUACGUCGUUUUGGGUUACUCGCAGGAGAUGCUCAAAGUAAAGAUAUCACUGUAGAACAAAUUUUAGCAGCUAAUGAAAUCGAUACAGCAAUAUAUCGUAUUGGACCUAGUCAAAUUUUAUUCCGUUCGGGAGUCUUAAAUGAGCUGGAAGCAAAACGUGAUGAGCUGCUAUCAGAUCGCAUCAUACAAUUGCAGGCAUAUUGCCGCGGCUAUUUGGCUCGCAAGCAACUAUCUCGUCGUCGUGUACAGGAAUUGGCAGUGCGAUGCAUACAGCGUAAUGUCAAAGCUUUUAUGGCCGUAAGGGAUUGGCCAUGGUGGCGCCUUUUGGUACGAGUAACUCCUUUACUUAACGUACACCGCACAGAGGAGCAAUUGAAAUUAGCUAACGAAGAGUUGAUCACAUUGAAAACCAAAUUGGAAAAAAUUGAAAAUGAUCGCAAUGAACUUAAGACUGAAAAUCAGAAAUUGGAGUCAAAGUUAUCUGAAAUGGCAGUUGACUUAGCCGAAGAACGUUCGACAGCGAAUAUGGCUACAGAGCGCCUAGAAGCUGAGACUGCUGAACGUUUGAAACUUGAAAAGGAGCUUGCCGAACAGCAAAAUAAAGUAAAGAAUCUACAAGAAACAAGUGAGAAACUAGAAAUAGAAUUAAUUUGUGCGAAGUCCGAUCUAAAUGGUAUAUCUGAGGAUGAAGAUGCAGAAAAUGAAGAGAAUGGUAGUACUGGUAACAGUGUUUAUAAGCUGAAGUAUGAACGAGUGGCACGUGAAUUGGAAUUCACUAAACGACGUUUACAGACACAGCACGAACAUGAUUUGGAACAGCUUGUCGGUCUCAAAAAACAAUUGGAAAAAAAGCUUGCAGACGCAUAUGAGGAAGUUGAAGAACAACGGCAAGUAGUGGGACAGUGGAAGCGUAAGGCUCAAAAAAUGACCAAUGAAAUGAAUGAUUUGCGCAUGCUCUUGGAGGAACAAAAUGCACGAAACAAUUUACUUGAAAAGAAACAACGUAAAUUUGAUGCUGAAUGUCAAUCGUUACAAGAUGGUGCACGACAGGAACGUCAAGCUCGAGAUCGCCUAUCAAGAGAAAAAGAUGUACUUAUUGCUGAGAAAUUUACGUUGGAUCAAACAUUAGCGGACACUCGUCUUGAGCUUGAUCUCAAGGAAGAGAAGUUGGCUUCGCUUCAGCGUGAACUUGAAGAAAUGACUUUUGGUGGCAGCACUGAAGAAGAAAUAGCUCAAUUGCGUCGCUCCAAAAAUGAAUUGGAUCGACGUGUUAAGGAGCAGGAAGAAGAGCUAGAUGAAAUGGCUGGACAGGUACAAUUACUAGAACAGGCGAAAUUGCGUUUAGAAAUGUCACUGGAGACUAUGCGCAAAGAAGCACGUCGCGAAGCUCAACAACGUGAUGAUGAAUUAGAAGAAGCUCGUGGUAGUGCAUACAAAAAAAUGAAAGCUUUGGAAUGUCAAUUGGAAACUGAACAUGAAGAGCGUACUUUAUUGUUACGUGAAAAACAUGAACUGGAACGUCGUUUAUCUUCUAUGGAGGAUCAGGAUCGUCUCGAUCGUCAAGCUGAGGAAGCUAGUAAUCAAAAAUUGCGGCGUGAUUUGCGUAAAUAUAAAGCAUUGCUUAAAGAUGCACAAGCGCAAUUGGAUCGUCUUAAAGCUGAAACUUCUGGUAAAGUGCUCAUACGUCAGCUACGUAAUCAGUUAGAAGAUGCUGAAUCAGCGCGCACGCUUGCUAUGAAAGCACGUCAAACAGCUGAAGCUGAAUUGGCUGAAGUACAAGCUAUGUUUGAUGAGUCACAUCGAGCACGCAAUGAAGCUGAAGAUCGUGCAAAUUCAGCACAUCGUGAUCGUGCUGAAUUGCAAGCUCAAAUUGAAGAGAACGAAGAAGAAUUAGCAGAACUAAUGAAGAAAUAUAGUGCAACUGUUAAACAAUUAAAUACGGAACAAGUAGCUGUAUCUGAAUAUGAGUUUAAAUUAUCAGAACUAGAGGCGGAACGUAAUAAUCUUAAGGAACAAGUUAAUGAAUUACAACAACGUUUGGAAAACGUUGAGAAUAUGUCAGAUCCUUCGGCUGCCAUGAUGUCGAAACGAUUGGAGCUACGAUCUAAAGAGCUAGAGUCUCGAUUAGAGCUUGAACAAGCCACAAGAGCACGCCUAGAAGUACAAGUAAAUCGUCAUAAAGAAGCAUUAGAAAAAGUACAAAAUGAAGUAACGCAGUCCAAAGUACGUGAAAUGCAAAAUCAAGAAGCUCUUAAAAAAUCCCAGAAGAGUUUAAGAGAAAUGCGUGAAGAAUUCCAUUUAGUAUCUGGACGUGAACAAGAAUCGAUAACGCGUCGCAAAGAUUUGGAAAAGAAAAUAGAACAAGUUGAAGCUGAGGCUUCAGCAUUACGAAAUGAUUUACGUCUAGCACUGCAGAGAAUAGCAGAUCUCCAGCAAGCUAUGGAAGAGGGUGACGAUGAUGUGAGCGAAAGUGAGGAUUCGCAAACUACAGAUGGUUCUAUCAGCGACUUAGAAGAUCGUUUACGGCCUGUACAAGUAAAACGUACUGCCAAUCAUACACGCAAUGGCGGAAGUGUGAUAAGCAGCACCACGACAUUAGUGCGAGAAAGAGAUGACACUAGUCCAAGGACAUUUUUGCGAAUGUUGAUUGGAAUAUACCGCAAGAUUUGUAGCUAUAUUGGUUUUGGAAAUUUUAGGACUGAAAAGCUCAAAGCAAACUGGUUUGAAAAUUUCCAUAUAAAAUCAUAUUUUAUAUUUUACAACAGUGGGAAGUGAAUCAAUUUUGAUAAUCAAAGAAUACGUUCGUUUUAAGUUAAAAUUUUUAAACAAAGUUUUUCUGUGUUUCUAUGAUUACUGGGAUUCAAAUUGACUCCAUCUGUAAUAUAAUAUCAUAGAUAAUUUAUUUUAUUUGAAACUUCUAAGCCGGGCUUUAUUACCGCAUCACUACUUUUGACGUUGAAGUGAAUAUGCUAGAGUGAACCUUUACUGAUUGCUAUUUUUUAUAUCAAUACCAGUUAUCAGAAAAGAAAUUGACAAUAUAUGACUAUUAACACUAAAAUUAAUCUGCACACCAGUAAAUAACGGACUAAGCUGUUCUUACCGCGGUGCCAAAAAGAAAUUCCCGUUAGCUGUUAUUAUCUCAUUCUUAAUGAGGGUAAACUUAAUAAGACUAUAGGCUGCUUAUAAAAGUGAAACAUGUUUAAAAUAUUACGGAAGCGCAUAACGAACGAAUAUAUUUUACAUUUAUAUAUUUUUGAAAUAGUUACUUUUAUUCAUAUUCAUUGGUGACAGCUUUUGCUAUUGUGUUCAUAUUUCUGUAUUUCAUUAUUAAGUAAUCGCUAUGGUUUAAAUAUAAAUGUGUUCAAACUCAUGGAAAAAACAUUUUUACAUUAUUUUGUGUUGUAAAACGAACGAAUCUUUGGCAAAUUUCACUAUAACUUAUAUGUCCAACCAAGUAAUAAUUCAAAGUUAUAUAUGAUA
Molecule: messenger RNA, 7544 nt
Organism: Teleopsis dalmanni
Lineage: Eukaryota; Metazoa; Arthropoda; Insecta; Diptera; Diopsidae
Gene: Mhcl
Product: unconventional myosin-XVIIIa
Exons: 22
Coding region: 348-6839 (2163 amino acids)
Cellular component (GO): myosin complex
Molecular function (GO): ATP binding; protein binding; cytoskeletal motor activity
Source: RefSeq, a predicted model, not a curated record